Molecule: messenger RNA, 941 nt
Organism: Dendrobium catenatum
Lineage: Eukaryota; Viridiplantae; Streptophyta; Magnoliopsida; Asparagales; Orchidaceae
Product: transcription factor bHLH30
Exons: 2
Coding region: 44-814 (256 amino acids)
Biological process (GO): regulation of DNA-templated transcription
Molecular function (GO): DNA-binding transcription factor activity; protein dimerization activity
Source: RefSeq, a predicted model, not a curated record
CUCUAUUUCUCUCUCUUAAGCUUCUGAGCAGUAUUGAGUGGCAAUGAAGAACUCUUCAAAUUUCUCAGCAGAAAGCAACAGAGCUGAUCAUACCAGUUCUCCAUACAACGGUGCUCUGCUUCUUCCCAUGGCUUCCAGUAGCUCUGCUCCUGCUUUGCUUAGCCAUGGCAGAGACCUUCAAUCAUCUUCUUCUUCAUCGUUCUCCACCGAUGCUCGCACGGCGGCGGCGCUGAGGAUCCAUAGCUUGGCUGAGAAGAAGAGGAGGGAGAGGAUUAAUACUCAUUUGGCUACUCUCAGGCACAUGACUCCCAAUUCUAGUAAGAUGGACAAAGCAUCGCUACUCGCCCGAGUGAUCGAACAAGUGAGAGAUCUGAACCGAAAAGCGGCCAACAUAAACAAAAUCUCUGCAAUUCCUUCAGAAAUGAAUCAAGUGAUUGUAGAAUGCGACAAUGGAAGCUUAAACAGACCACCUUUCUCCUCCUCCUCCUUUGCCGAUCAAAAUAUACAAAUAAAGGCGACUCUUUGCUGUGCUGAUCGGCCACAUCUCUUCUCUGAUUUAAUGAAGGCGUUUCAGAUACUGAGACUCAAAGCAGUAAGAGCAGAGCUCACAUCAGUGGGAGGAAGAACACAGAAUGUCUUUACUCUUUGCAGGAAAGAUGGAAAUGGAAAUGGAAAUGUUUGUUUGAGUUCUCUUAUUGAAUCCAUCAGAAAUGUUCUGACUAAGAUUGCUUCCUCUGAGGAAUCUGCUUUCAUUGAUCAAUCAGAGAAGAGGCAAAGGUUUUUGGCUACGAACUAUUUCAAUAUGUCUGUUUAGUUGGGGAUGGAGUAGUUUUUUCUUGGGGGUUUAGUUGGUUGGCUUUUUAUAGAAUUUUGUUCGGGUUUUAUUAUUUGGUUUCAAGGAAUGGUCAUUUUGUUGUUUGUAGUAGCAAGAAACAAUUUUU